This is a messenger RNA of Macadamia integrifolia, 1680 nucleotides long. RefSeq lists its product as uncharacterized. Gene Ontology annotation, molecular function: catalytic activity. The record is from RefSeq and is a predicted model, not a curated record. NCBI's taxonomy places the organism in Eukaryota, Viridiplantae, Streptophyta, Magnoliopsida, Proteales, Proteaceae. The transcript has a single exon. The coding region runs from base 1 to 1680 and encodes 559 amino acids.
AUGAAAGUCCUCUUUUGGAAUAUCAGAGGCGCAAAUAAGGCUGCUGGUUUAAGAGCCUUAUCAUAUUUUAUUCGAGAUCAUUCUCCUGAUGUUGUUUGCGUAGUGGAGCCAAUGAUUAGUGAAAGCAAAUUCCCUUUUUUGUUCUUUAAAAAAUUGGGGUUCGAGUCUGACUUCAUUCACAAUUUCUGCAUGGACAAGGUCCCUAAUAUAUGGGUAAUAUGGAAACAAGGAAUUCCUCGCCCCUCGAUCAUCACGGUGUCUGAUCAGCAACUAUCAAUUACUGUGGAUUGGUUAGGGAACUGUGUAGGCCUAACCUUUGUUCACGCUAAUUGUUUUACGGUCAAACGGAGAGAGCUUUGGUCGGAGCUAGGUUUGGUGGUGAAUCCAAAUCUGCCCUGGUCGGUGAUAGGUGAUUUCAAUGCUACCCUUCUUUCCAACGAGAAAAGGGGUCCAGGGAGAUUUAAUGCAAAAUCAGCUGCCGAUUUCCAAUCUAUGGUGGAUACUUGUCUUUUGAUACAAGUACCCUCGCAAGGUAAGAAGUUUACCUGGACUAACAAUCGCCGGCGAGGUAAUGUAGCUGCGGUCCUCGACCGAAGUUUCUGCAACAGUAAAUGGUUGGAUAUGUUUAAAAGUACUCUUCAAAGGGUCCUUUUAAGGUCAUCAUCUGAUCAUGCUCCCAUUCUAGUUGUGUCAGAUUCGAUCGCCCGACCAGGUAACAUUCCUUUUAGAUUUAAUAAUUUUUGGAUGGAGCAUGAUCUUUUUGAUAAUGUAAUUCAAGAUGUGUGGAACCAAGAAAUAUUUGGAAAUCCAAUUUUUAUGCUUUCUCAGAAACUUAAGCGAGUUAAGCUAUUUAUCAAGCCUUGGGGAAGAAAAAAUUUUCCCAAUAUUGAUAAUGAAGUCAAAAAAGCUUCGGAUCACCUAAAUUCUGUUCAUCAAGAAAUUGAGGCUGCAGGGAUGUCAGAUGACCUUUUUGGUCGCGAGGCUGAUGCCAAAACAGCGCUAUUGAAAGCUACCCAGUUGCAGGAUAAUCUAUGGGCUAAAAAAGCUAAGCAGAGGUGGAUGAAAGAUGGGGACAAAAAUUCAAAGUUCUUUCAUCUAUCAGUGAAAAUGCGACGGGAUCGAAAUCAAAUCCGCACUUUGCAGAAUGCUGAUGGGGAGUGGAUGAAUGACCAGCAACAAUUAUCUUCAUAUAUUGUCAAUUAUUAUGAGGAAUUCCACAGAUUAUCUAUUACUUCUCCUCACCCUGAGCUGCUGGAUUGCAUUCCAUGCAUUAUUUCGGAUGAUGAUGCUCUUUAUUUGGAGGCUGAACCAUCUUCAGAGGAAAUAAAAAAAGCUAUUUGGGAAUUAGACCCAAAUAGUUCCCCUGGACCUGACGGCUUCUCAGGGAAAUUUUUUAGGCAGGUAUGGAGUAUUGUUGAGGAUGAUUUUUGCAGGGCUGUAUUGCACUUUUUCAGACGGAGAAUCUUUCCAAAGGGUGUGAAUAAUUUCUUUCUCACUCUUAUCCCUAAGGUGGUGGGGGCUACUUCUCUCGACAAGUAUAGGCCAAUUUGCAUGGGGAAUUAUUUUUGCAAGGUAUUACCAAAAAUUGUGGCAAGUAGAGUUGCAAUUCUACUGCCAAAGUUGAUUUCGGAGGAACAAGGGGCAUUCCAAAAGGGGAAGAUAAUAUCAGAAAAACAUUAG